UCUCCAUUUCUGGAUCCCACCUUUCUCUCUCUCUCUCUCUCUCUCUCUCUCUCUCCAACGCUCCAUGGCCAACAACACUGAAGAACAACAACAGCACAACCCAACGAGAACAUCGAUCAUGGAGUGGAAACACAUGCACCCACUUCACCAAAUCGCGGAAACACCGACCCACAAGCUCCUCCUUAAGCAAUGGCUGAAAGAAGAGGAACUCAUCAAUAGCCGCAUAGCCCUGAAGGAGACCCAAAUAGACUCAACGCGCAAAGAGAUCACCAUGCUCUACAUCUUCUUCUUCCUCUUCCACUCCACCACCCUCAUGCUCCUCUUCAACUCUUCGUCAUCAUCACCAUCUUCCUGUCACAGAUCAUGGGUCCCUUCGCUGUGCUCUCUGCUGUUCUCGCUGGGCAUGAUAUGGGCCCUGCGUUACAAGAGCGACGUGGAGGUUCACAUGGAGAAGAUGCUGCUGAGGGAGAAGGAGGAUAAAGGGUUGCUGGGGAAGUGCGUGGAGGAGCUCAAGAAGAAAGGGUUGGAGUUUGAUUUGUUGAAGGAGGUUGAUGCUUUGAGGAGAGCCAAGAGUUUGAGGGUUGAGGCCAAAGAGGUUAGGAAAUGGUCUUCAAGGGACUUUGUUUCCUUGUUCUUCUUCUCUUUGGCUUGCUUCUCUCUUGCUCUCACCAGGGUCAUCUUGUGCAGUUAGCAAAAUCUAUUAUUAACUUGUUAUUUCUUUGCUUUUCUUGGCUUCUGAUUUUUGGUAUGUGUUGGUUGUUAUUACUAUUGUUGCAAGGGGGCCUGGUGCAGAAUGUACUGUUCUGCUUUUGUUUGUGUAAUUUGACAAUACCAAUAUGAACUUAUGGAAUAAAGUUAUAAUUCCGUUUCUAUUUUGA
Cajanus cajan (pigeon pea) is the source of this 878-nucleotide messenger RNA. RefSeq lists its product as uncharacterized. The record is from RefSeq and is a predicted model, not a curated record. NCBI's taxonomy places the organism in Eukaryota, Viridiplantae, Streptophyta, Magnoliopsida, Fabales, Fabaceae.